CAGCUGUUUGCUUAGUUUAUUGUUUAGCUACAUAUGCCACUAUUUUAACUAAAAAUAGAUAAUCUCGUGGAAAAAUAACGUAAAUUCUUUUUAUCGUUGUCUGACGGCACAAUUGAUGGAAGUUGAGGAUCAUGGAGUUCGAAUUUAAGGAAAACUCAAGUGAUGGCACGGACGGAUCUCCUGUAGAUCUCAAUCUGCGUUUCCGACAUGCAGGCGACCUUACGGGCGAGCCUCCAACGCGAGCUUUCUCUGAAAUCAGCAUUAAAGUACCCUGGGGCCACAUUGCUGGUAAAUGGUAUGGACCCCAGACUGUGCAGCCCAUAUUGGGCCUGCAUGGCUGGCAGGAUAAUGCAGGGACAUACGAUUUGUUAGUGCCUUUGCUGUCGCCAGACGUGGCAUUCCUUUCCAUAGAUUUGCCUGGUCAUGGAUUGUCUUCACGUUUGCCCGAUGGCUGUUAUUACAAUUCGGUUGAUAAUCUAUAUGUGAUAAGGCUUAUCAUGAAGCAAUAUAAGUGGGAGAAGGUAUCACUGAUUGGCCAUUCGAUGUCUUCCAUAAUUGCUUUUGUGUUUGCAGCUGUCUUUCCCGAUAAGGUAGAUAUGGUAAUUGGCAUUGACGCCUUGAAGCCCCACCAGCGACCUUACCCUGCGGUUAUACGCACUAUGGAGACGCGUCUCGAUGAAUUUCUGCGGGAAGAUGAACGCAAUCGCAGCAAAACAGAGCCACCAAGUUAUACAUACGAUGAGCUGAUCGAGCGUGUCUAUCUUGGUUCCUUUCACUCUGUCAACAAGGAGCUAUGCAAGCAUAUUCUUGCGCGCAAUAUCCAGAAGUCGGGAAAAUAUCCGGACAAAUUCUUCUUCUGUCGUGAUCGCCGCCUAAAGUUCUACAACUAUGCGAUUGGCUCCCAGGAACUGUGCGUCGAAAUGGCCCAGCGCAUCACGUGUCCCUAUUUAUUCAUCAAGGCAACCAAUUCGUCAUAUUUUGAGGACAAAAAGUACUACGACGAAGUGCUUGAGGUGUUGCUAAAGAAGCCAAACUUUGAGUAUGUGGAGGCAAGUGGCUCGCAUCAUCUGCAUUUGAAUAACCCAGAAGCUAUUAUUGAUCCGGUGAACAAGUUUAUACAUCGCUUUGGCCCCGCUGCAGUUGCAGCGGCACGAAAAAAGGCUAAGGAAGCUGCCGAGAGCAAACUCUAAACCUCAACACACACAACAACAACAAGACAAAAGUUCGAUUGGGCUUAUUUAUUGUUGCUUAAAUGAUUCUGUGUAUCGAUGUCACAUCACUUAAUUUUAUUUACUUAACUGUUGCUUAUACUGUUAAUGUCUGGCUAUGCCGCUGCUGUAAAUGCACAAAGUAUAUAUACACAUGCUACAUGUAACUA
Messenger RNA from Drosophila navojoa, 1378 nucleotides. Its product is annotated as putative serine hydrolase. Gene Ontology annotation, cellular component: membrane. The record is from RefSeq and is a predicted model, not a curated record. Lineage: Eukaryota; Metazoa; Arthropoda; Insecta; Diptera; Drosophilidae.